AUUCCUGAAGUUGAACCGGACUGCAGCUGGAAGAAUCGGUUUUUGUAGAUGAAUGGGUUCAUUUUAAAGAUGUGUCAAAAAUAAUCAAAAUAUGAACUCGUUUUUAACAAAUAUUACUCAGUGACAGUGUCACUGUUUGCCGCAAACUUGUGAUUUGAAGACAACCACACUGUUGUGGACCUCAGGUGAGGACAAGAAGACAGCUAAAGAGAAAGCGURGAGGCCGGACAGCUGGGGAUGUCUCGCAGACUGUUGCUGCUCUUGUUCUGUCUGGAGGUGUUCAGACACGAUGACCCGUCCGGGGCUAAGGUUGGACCUGAACCGAGUGCAGCCAAAAGUCUAAUAUGGGGACCAGGACUGGAGACGAACAUUGUCCUCCCGGCUCGGUUCUUCUACAUACAGGCUGUGGACAGCUCUGGUAAAAAUUUAACAGCAUCACCUGGUGAGACGGCCUUUGAAGUGAAGAUUGUGUCUCCAGCAGAGCAGUUCACCAGGAUCUGGAUUCAGGUCCUGGAUCGUGGGGACGGGUCGUUCCUAGUUCGCUACAGAAUGUACGCCACCUACACCAACCUCCACAUCCACAUURUGCUGAAGGGCGAGCCCGUUGCAAAGUCACCGUACAUCCUUAAAGGCCAUGUCUACCACGAGGGAUGUGACUGUCCUCAGCUGAGUGGUUCUGUAUGGGAGGUGGACAUGCGCUGUCCUCAGUCCUUCGCUCAGAUAAACAGGGACCUGUCUCCUUUCGUGAGCGUCGACCCAGAUCGUAACGCCCAGGAGAUACCGAAGCGCUUUGGAGAGCGACAAAGCCUCUGCCACUACACCAUCAAAGACAACAUGGUCUAUGUGAAAACAUUUGGAGAGCACGUCGGUUUCAGGAUCUUCAUGGAUGCCAUCCUUCUGUCUCUAACGAGGAAGGUGAAGCUCCCUGACGUCGAGUUCUUCGUAAAUUUGGGCGACUGGCCGCUGGAGAAGAGAAAACCCACAGAGAAGCUCCAUCCGAUCUUUUCUUGGUGRGGCUCAAACAACACCAGAGACAUCGUCAUGCCCACCUACGACCUGACCGAGUCGGUCCUCGAGACCAUGGGGAGAGUAAGUCUGGACAUGAUGUCUGUUCAGGCCAACACAGGGCCGCCGUGGUCGGAGAAGAACACCACGGCCUUCUGGAGGGGCCGGGACAGUCGUCACGAGCGUUUGGAGCUGGUCAAGCUCUCGAGGGCCCGUCCUGACGUGAUCGAUGCUGCUUUUACCAACUUCUUCUUCUUCAAACAUGACGAGAGCCUCUACGGGCCGCUGGUCAAACACGUCUCUUUCUUUGACUUCUUUAAGUACAAGUACCAAAUCAACAUUGACGGCACUGUAGCAGCGUAUCGUUUGCCUUACCUGUUGGCUGGAGACAGCGUCGUCUUGAAGCAGGAUUCUGGCUACUACGAGCAUUUUUACCACGAGCUGCGGCCGUGGGAGCAUUACAUCCCAAUACAAGCAGACCUGGGAGACCUGCUAGAAAAAAUCCAAUGGGCUCGUGAGCACGAUGAAGAGGCAAAGAAAAUCGCACUCGCCGGUCAGCAGUUCACCCGCAGUCAGCUUAUGGGAGACAGUAUAUUUUGUUACUACUACAAACUCUUUAAGGAGUAUGCCAAACUCCAGAUCACAGAGCCUAAGGUUCGGAAGGGCAUGGAGCCUGUGGAGCAACCCACUGAUGAACUAUUCCCAUGUUCCUGUCAGAGGAACACGGUGAAAGAUGAACUUUGACCACUUCAGAUCUUCAUUAUCACCAAAUAUUUUUUUACAAGUUGUGAAAUGAUGCUGUGAUUAUAUUAAGAUUUCCUGUUUUUAAAUAAAGUUUUUUU
Austrofundulus limnaeus is the source of this 1847-nucleotide messenger RNA. RefSeq names its product protein O-glucosyltransferase 2 (gene poglut2). The record is from RefSeq and is a predicted model, not a curated record. The transcript has 10 exons. NCBI's taxonomy places the organism in Eukaryota, Metazoa, Chordata, Actinopteri, Cyprinodontiformes, Rivulidae. The coding region runs from base 238 to 1749 and encodes 503 amino acids. Gene Ontology annotation, cellular component: endomembrane system. Gene Ontology annotation, molecular function: glucosyltransferase activity; protein binding.